This is a messenger RNA of Tympanuchus pallidicinctus (lesser prairie-chicken), 2408 nucleotides long. It is a transcript of the gene USHBP1, whose product is annotated as USH1 protein network component harmonin binding protein 1. Lineage: Eukaryota; Metazoa; Chordata; Aves; Galliformes; Phasianidae. Bases 137 to 2374 code for a protein of 745 amino acids. The transcript has 11 exons. The record is from RefSeq and is a predicted model, not a curated record.
ACACAGAGUGGCCAAGGCCAGGGGCGGCCCCGCAGGGCCCCACCAGCAGCAGGAUCCGGUCAUUGCGGGAUCCGGUCACUGUGGGGCCAAGCUGUGGGGCUGAACUGUGGGGCCGGGUGCUGGCAGGCGACGUGGGAUGGAGGAGGCGAGUGGGGUGACCCAGAAGGCACAGGGUGCUUCAGGUCCCCAGAGCUCAUUUUUUGUCCCCAUCUCUGCCAAACUGCAUCCGGCAGCAGCCUCACUGCACCCCAACCACACAGGCACCCCCUCUGCACAUUUUGACCCCCAGGGCCAGGCUGGGCAGAGCCCCUGCUCCCCACUGCGUCUUGCAAGCGAGCGGCUGGACGAGGACAAGGGCAGGGAUGAGGACGAGGACAAGGAUGAAGAUGAGGACCCAGCUGCGGCAGGGGACGAGCAGCACAUCACCACGCUGCUGGCCAGCACAAACCCCCACAGCACUCGGCAUCUGCCCCAUAAGGAGGAAGAAGAGCACUCGGGGGGCACCAGCAGCCCCCGCCCCGAUGGGCGGCAGCCUCAAGGGCUCGAUGGCACUGGGCCGGAAGCCCCCCGCCCCGACCUCUUUGCUGCCCUGCAGCACGCCGUCAGCUCGUUGGAACGCGCCGUCAUCUCCCGGCAUCGGCGCACGCCGGCACCGCCAGCAGAGUGGGCACAGGUGGGGCAGCGCGGCCAUGGACAGCCCCAACACCACGGGGGUGGGCACUGCCCCACGGCCUUGUGCCUCCAGAGCCUGGAGGAGCUGCAGCGCGUGGCGGGGACGUGGCAGGGCCUGGAGAGGGGCGAGGGGCUGCUGGAGGCGGCGGCGAGGAACGCGGCGCUGCUGGAGGCGCUGGGGCACCGCGACGAGGAGCUGAGCCGCACCACGGAGGCACUGCAGGCGUUGCAGGGGGAGCGCGAGCGGCUGCAGGGGAAGGUGUGGGAGCUGCAGGAGGCUCUGGCCAGGCUGGAAGGAAUGGGUGGUGCUGGGGGUGACGCCGUGGGGCUCGGCAGUGCUCCAAGACUGGGGGACCCCCAGGACUUGUCCGGCUGCCUCCUGAGCUACGACGAAGCUCAGCACCAAAGCGCUCAGCCCCACAGCCCGCUCUCCCCCCUGCCCUCAGAAGGUGCCAGCCAGGAGCUGGAGGACAGGAUGCAACAGCUACAGGGGCACAUGGAGAGGCUGAAGGAGGUGAACCAGCAGCUCUCGGCUGCCCUGCACGACUGCAAGAGCGAUUCGGAGCGGCUCAGCAUGGUGCUGGGGCAGCACGAGUCACGCAGCAGCGCGCUGCGCCUGGCACUGCAAUGCAGUGAGCGCUGCGUGGACGCCUAUGCUGCACUGCUGGAACGGAUGUGGGCGAAGCUGGGCAGGGAUGGGCACGGCCCCAACGAUGGAGCCAUGGGGAAGCAGAGCGCAGAUUAUGGCUGUGGGCCCAGCCCCACACAGAGCCUGCAGCUCCCGGGCCAAGCAGAGCCGAAGGACAGCGGGGUCAGCUCCUGCCCCAGGCUGCACAGGUACCCCAUUCCCAUCCCCAAGGUGUCCCAGCACCCUACGCCCACCUCACUGCCCCUUCAUCCCUGUCCACACAGCGCCCACGGGUCAGAGGAGGGGGCCCUGCGUGAGGCCAUCCGGCAGCUGCGUGCCGAGCAGGCGGCCGUGCAGGUGUCCCUGAGCCAUGUCCCCAUGCCCACCCGCGCCCCAUCCCGCUGUGGUGAGGACAUCCGUGCCCGUGCUGAGCGUGCUCUGCAGGAUGCUCGUGCCCUCCUGCCUGGCUGGAGGCGGCCAGAGAGAGCGGAGCUGCUGCGGGAGAUCGCGGAGCUGAAGGAGGCCAUGGCCGAGCUGAGGAUGCGGCUGCAGUUGGCAGAGAAGGAGAAGAGGGGCUUGGAAGUGCUGGCGGCUGCACAGGGCCCACGGGAGGCAGCGCUGCGCCUGGUGCUGCAGCACAUGGAGCGGGAGCAGGGGGCUCACAGCCCCUCCAGCAGCUCCAGCAGCAGCGAGGAGGAUGCUCCGAUGGGAGCAGCAGCACCGCAGCGCCCUGCGGACCCGGAGAGGACGGCGCAGGAGCUGCAGCGUGCUUUGGCACGCAUCGAGCAGCUGCACGCCCGAGCGCAGGCCCUGGUGCUGUCCCUGGAGCAGAGCAGUGCUGUCAGCCGUGCGCAGCACCAGAAGUGCAUCGCCGUCACCAGAGAGUCCUUCCAUGCUCACAGCGCUCUGGCCCUGGCGUACCGCAGCGCCCGGCACAAGCAGGCAGCACAGCUGCAGCACCUGGAGGCACGGGCAGGAGCCGUGCAGCAGCAGCAGGCGCAGCGCGUGCAGGCAUUGGCACGACGGCUGCAGGCCUUGGAGCAGCGCAGGGCUGGCGGCGAGACCUGCAUUUAGGGACGCAGGGGACAAUAAAGCGCUGAUGCUCGUG